This is a messenger RNA of Anas platyrhynchos (mallard), 3013 nucleotides long. It is a transcript of the gene PLCXD1, whose product is annotated as phosphatidylinositol specific phospholipase C X domain containing 1. The record is from RefSeq and is a predicted model, not a curated record. NCBI's taxonomy places the organism in Eukaryota, Metazoa, Chordata, Aves, Anseriformes, Anatidae. Gene Ontology annotation, molecular function: phosphoric diester hydrolase activity. Gene Ontology annotation, biological process: lipid metabolic process.
GCAAGAGCACGGCUCUUCCUUUUUCCUCUGCAAAGCUGCGAUAGUGAAGCAGGGGUAUCUGGAAGAUACGCCCUUGCGUGAAGAGGCACGGCACGGCAGCAGCCUCAAUUUUCCCUCGUCCUGGCGGCGGUGUGACCCCGCAGCCCCACUGCAGGUGACCCCCUAGGAGGGGUGACGAGAGGCCCUGCGGGCACCCUGCUCCCAAAACCGCACCGAGGCUUUGCGUGUUUGCCUCCCUGGGGCACUCCCUCCCUGCCUCACCGCCUGCCUGCUUCCACAGGACAGCUCUUUGAGGCGCUUGCCUGGAUUUCUGCGGGGCGCCGGCAUAAAUAGGGGUGCAUGCCCGAACUGCCUCACGGGUGCGAGAGGGGCAAGAUGAGGAAAAGAAACUGAAGAACAGAAACAGCGAGAAAGGGACGAAGCCGCAGACACCUCAGGCUAGCCGUGGUUUCUCCCGAAAGGACGUGCCGCCUCGCUGACACAAGGACAGCCUAUGACGUCCUAGAACAGGUACUAAUGGAAGGCCCUUUGCAAACCUCCCUUCAUGUGUGCCACGAAAAUGGCCAGUGGAUGUCAGAGUUACCUGAAAAGCUCUGGGAUAUUCCCCUCUAUAACUUAGCUCUUCCAGGGAGUCACGACACUAUGACGUACUGCUUGGAUAAAAACUCGGCCGUUAGCGGCAAUGAAUCGAAGCUGGUGGAGUUUUUAAAUAAAUUUAUGCCCUGCAUUGUACGCCCGAUCAUUAUGAAGUGGUCUAUAACGCAGGUACUGACUGUGACGGAGCAACUUGAGGCCGGCGUUAGAUACUUGGAUUUUCGGAUUGCCCACAAGGCCAAUGAUCCAUCAAUGAAUCUGUACUUCGUGCACAUGGUGUACACGACUGUUGUUGUACAGGAUAUUCUGUGGGAAGUGUUAAAGUGGUUGGAAACUCAUCCUCAGGAAGUUGUUAUCUUAGCCUGCAGGAAUUUUGACGGAUUAAACAAGAAACAUCACUGUCAUCUUAUUGCCUGUAUAAAAGAGAUUUUCCAGUGUAAGCUGUGUCCCAGAAAUGUGGUUCCGACGCUGCGGACCAUGUGGCAGCAUGGCUACCAGGUCAUAGUCUCGUAUGAAGAAGUCAUGGAGUUGGAGAAGCACUGCGAGCUGUGGCCUGCCAUCCCGUACUGGUGGGGGAACAGAACUUCUACUCACGCUCUUAUCCAGUAUCUGGAGCGCAUGAAGCGGAUGGGCCGGCCAGAAAAAUUCUUUGUUGCGGGCAUUAACCUUACUGAAAAUUUAAGAUACAUUCUUUUACACCCAUUUGGCUCACUGAAGGAAAUGACACUCCGGAGUCUUCCAUGCUUGAAAAUCUGGGUGAGGAAGCAGUAUCCAGGAACACAAAAAGAAUGUAUUAACAUCAUUGCUGGAGACUUCAUAGGAAACGAUGAUUUUGUCAGAGACGUGAUAGAACUUAACACAAAAAUUAAUCCUCCAUUAGACUGUCACAGCAAAGCAGCAGGAACAAAUACCAUUUCAUUCUCAGCUUUAUAAUCUUUGAAAAGCUGAAAAGACUUUGUGUGUAUUGAACGUUUCCUGGUUUAAACAUCUUGGACUACAUAAAGGUCCAGUUAACUUACACCAGGGAUGUUUUAAAAACUCAUUAAGAGAGGUGCUCUCAAAAUCAUCAGGCUUUCAAAGUGUUUUCAUGAAAAAGAGAGCAGGAAGAUCUUGCUGAAGUCUCUAGAGAACUGUUAUGUGGGUGUAAUUUACUUAGAGGUGCUUAGAUUCUGUAGCAGCUGGCAAUAUUGGAAAUCUCAAGAACUUACUCCUAUUUUAUUUUACAUCCAAGUAAGAAGAAAAAUAUAAUGUCACUAGUUGCACAAAUUGUUUUGUAAUUUUAUUUUUCUUGGAGUUUAAAAGAUACCUGCAACCCCAAUUCUCAGUAUUUUAUCAGUGUGAAACUGACUUGUCUGUUUUCAUAGACUGUAUUAAAUAUGCAAUAUGAAAAUGUUAAAAAUAUUUUUGAUAUAUGAAAGAUAAGGUACUGGCACACUGCAGUUGUGUGCUGAGUUGUGAACCAUUUUACUAGCAGGGUAGUCACAACAUUCCUCACGAUUUGUGAGAUAUGUGCAUUGGAACACUUUCAUUAUUAUCAUUCAUGCCCCUUCUGCAGUCGCUCCAAAGGUACCAGAGCCAGGCUCCUGGACAGUUUUGUCUGCUGCAGUAAAAUGUGUUUUAUUAGGAGCUGCCAAAAUACCCUUUAUGCUGAAAAUAAACACAUAUGAAACUAAUUUUUAAUCUAAACUCAGACUGCUUUAAAAAUACAGUUCAUGAGCUUGUCAUGUUUGAGGUUUCACAACUGGUCUUCCUUUAUUAACAUAUUUUUGUAGUGCCAUAGUCAUAUUUCCUCUCAGUAAGUAUUCUUUGAUUGUGUAAAUGCUGUUUUUAUGCUGCUUGGCACUGUAAAUUAAUUCUAUUUUUCUAAUUUUUAAAUGGACUGUGCAAUAACUGAUGAUCAUGAAGGUAAGAAAAAUGCCAAGUAUCAGGGCUAAAAGAAAACAGGCAUUGUAUAAAGUUCACUAUGCAGCUUCAUCAAUAUACCUCACUUUUGAUAUGCACUUUACAUGUAAAAGCUGAGUUCAGGUGUCUGGCAAGAUGCUCAUGUUUGUAAUAGAUGGUUGCAUAACUCAAAUCAACUGCCACUUGAUACCAGAUCAAAGUUACCUUUGACUUCUAGGAAUGAAAGGCCAAGAUGCUUACUCCUCAUCUCAUGCAAUCUUCCACAAUUGCAGAUGACAUAGGAGUGAAAACCAAACAUUCCAUUGAGAAGACUUUUUUUUUUUUUUUUAUGGGCCUUUUAAUCCAUGUUCUCACCUCUAUUUACUUCAUAUAGAGCAGUCAUUCAGUUUAAUUUUUUGAAGAGUCACCACCUGCAUGAAGUGUUAUUAUAACUCAGAAUGUUUUUCUGCCUAUCUUUUGUACCUUUCAAAUGUCUUGUUACUUUACUUAAUAAAACUUGAUCUGUUUGUGUAAUAAA